Molecule: messenger RNA, 1944 nt
Organism: Kockovaella imperatae
Lineage: Eukaryota; Fungi; Basidiomycota; Tremellomycetes; Tremellales; Cuniculitremaceae
Exons: 3
Coding region: 1-1944 (647 amino acids)
Source: RefSeq, a predicted model, not a curated record
AUGUCCACGACUCUCUUUUCUACUGGACUCCGCCAAUCCCUAGCCAACCUCUCGACUCGCAAAUCGGCUGCACGAGUGUAUCUACGGCAUUUACUCAGUGGUUAUAGGACCAGUGAUCCACCUUCUCCGUCCGCCGAUAGCGCAUGGCUUCUCGGUCGAUCCCUUGGAGCUCGACUGGGCAGGUCAACCAUCGAGUGGGAUCCAAUAGACUUCCGGUCGUUCCUAAAAGAGAGCGAAAAACAGGUCAAGCCGGCUCCACCUAAACCAAGCCUAUUCAGUACAGCAAGGUGGCUUGGAACAGAUCCGGCCAGUCCUGAGCCUGUAACAGAAUCUCGGUUGCCCGUGACCGGUAGAGCGCAUUGGGAGGUCCCCAGUCACGACGUGCCCUAUCCCAGUCUUGGGCUUUCAGCACCUUCUUACAUGACUACCUUUAGAACCAAGCCGAAAACGGGCGACCGUCGCGCUCGGGAAGAGCAAUAUUGGCGGGAUCUUCAAGAACCUGUUGAGCCCGCAGUCGAAAAGUCAACCACCGAAUCUGGCCCGUAUGAUAAUGGUCAACUGCUUUACCGGCUCUAUGAUCCCCGGACAGGGGUCAGUACUCUCGUAUAUCAUGAUCCAGCAGUUGAAGCUCAGAGGGACCUUGAAGCUCAGAUUACUGCAGCUACUGUGCUGACGGCUGAAGACAUCUCAAACACUGGUUCUGAUGUACCUCCACCGGUGGCUCCGAUCACACACGAUCAGGUAGCCACCAACCAGGGUACCAACACAUCACUUCUUCCCGCGACCAACAUGGCACACACACCGACAACACCUUCUACAGCUGGCGCUACGAUUCCUUUCUCGACAAUGCCCUACACGACGCCGACAACCCCACUCACCAUGGCCAGCACAACCACGAUGACAACGCCGACAGUUCCUCCUACCACCACGCCAGGGACCGAUCAGACCGGAAGGGUAGCUGCUCCAUUAGCACCUCCGCCGACAAUCACAUUCCAAGAUUCGACAGUGACUGGCGACUUGUCAACGUAUAUGGAGCUUCUGCAUGCUGCUUAUCAGAGAAUCAAGGAGAUCGAUACGGAAGGCUCGUUGGCAAGGAGAUGUGCGGAACUGGGUCGCAGUGCCAAGAGCCUCGCCGACGACGAUAGUGGCGAUUUCGCAAGUCGACUAACGGCACUCGAAACAGCUACGGAGAAUCUGAGGCAGGAUACCUUAGCAACAGAACGCAGCGCAGAGCGUUUCGAUAGUCUUGAGGCUGCUGUGUCAGCUGUGAGGUUGUUGCAUGACGCAAAGCACAUUGUACCGACCUUUCAACCAUGGCCGAGCUUCAUCGAAGAUGGCGUCCCGGCUCCAGGAACCUGGUAUGACCCGACAGAGGCCAAAUUGAGCCGGGUCCGACGGCGAUGUCGUUCAGACACUCGCUUUGAUGACCCGGACGAUCCUCCCCGCCCGGCGGUAGUCGCAACUGAGGAUGUGGCGACCGAACAGGAACAUAUGCGAGUGGGCGGUGGCAGCGGCACAGAUCAGCGUGUGUCAACCGAUGAUGGAGCUGGUGACGUGCAGCAUGAAGGGGAGUCUGGGGAUCACCUGUCUGAAGAUGAGCAUUUGGAGGAGGAGGAAGAUGAACGUCCCAACUCAUCUGACUGGUCAGAUACCUCGUCUGACCGGUCAGAUACCUCAUCCCUCAACUCGCAUUCCUCCAACGACGGUCCAGCAGUGCCCAACCAAAGCCGCUACUACGCCAGGAAUGGAUAUGAACCGGAGCGCACGUCAGAUGCAAGUCAAAGAACUACCACGGUCACGCCCUUAAAUUCUGAUACGCGCCCAAGAAUCGCGAGCGUGAUCACCACCACGCCUUUGAGAUCUGCUCUUCGGAAGUCGACAGGCGACCCGACGAGUUCAAGCGGGCGGCGUCGUGUAGGGUUCGCGCCGGAGGAUACAGAUUGA